Messenger RNA from Aspergillus fumigatus Af293, 861 nucleotides. RefSeq lists its product as uncharacterized. Lineage: Eukaryota; Fungi; Ascomycota; Eurotiomycetes; Eurotiales; Aspergillaceae. The transcript is spliced from 2 exons. The coding region runs from base 1 to 861 and encodes 286 amino acids. The record is from RefSeq and is a predicted model, not a curated record.
AUGUUUCCAGGAAUGGGACCGGGGAUUUCAACCCACAUCAAAGGCGUGGGUCAAUUGAUGAAAGCUCAUGGACCUAAUCAUUAUCAGGCCGGGUUGCUGCACAAGCUCUUCGUAGGGUUCCGACCUCUCCUGGUCAUCGACGCAUUCCGCUUUCGCGAGCCAACCUUUCUUGCUGAGAAGCAAUGGACAUCUAUACCCUUUGCAUUUUCUAACACAUCGCUCAUGCAGGACUUUUUGAGCGAAGUUGCAAUAAUCCCGAAUUACUUGCACGCGGUUGACCAACUCAUGGUCAACCCAGGCGACGGCUCAGCUGAGAAUGCCACCGAAGUCUGCUUCGCUUUUGUGGAGUGGGUCAAUCGACUCGAGCAAUGGGAGCAAAUGGUGGAGCGCGAAGAAGGGGGCACAUACGAGAAAUCGUCCGAAGGAGAACAAGCAGCACAGCUGAUUGAUCCGGGCAUCACAGGCCACACUCUCUGGUUUCCAAGCGUUACCAUAGCGAAUGUGUUGACCCACCUCUGGGCUAUUCAUAUCGUUUGUCUCAAGGAGAUUGACAAGCUCAGGGCGACUUUCAGCAGUAAUGUGGAGCCUUGUAUACCCGCAAAGUUCUGCAGUGUGGAAUACCAGCAAACCCAAGUUCUCACUCUCUCGAAGCGGAUCUGCCACAGUAUGGAGUACCUGCUGCAGGAUGAACUGAAACUUUUCGGACCGGCUUCCACUGCUUUCCCUCUCAAGGUGGCUCAUGACUCAUUCAGAGAGUGUGGGACGACUCAGGAGGGCUAUAUCAAGUUCGUUAACUCCAUAGUCAGUCGACUUGACGCGAAGGGACUGCGCGCGAUGCCUGCUACAAUCUACGGUCCAUGA